This is a messenger RNA of Chelmon rostratus (copperband butterflyfish), 3167 nucleotides long. RefSeq names its product N-acetylglucosamine-1-phosphodiester alpha-N-acetylglucosaminidase-like. The record is from RefSeq and is a predicted model, not a curated record. Lineage: Eukaryota; Metazoa; Chordata; Actinopteri; Chaetodontiformes; Chaetodontidae. The transcript has 12 exons. Bases 117 to 1805 code for a protein of 562 amino acids.
GCUCCACCAGCUAAGUAACCGGCAUCCUCUCAGAGGCUGACUGUCUGUGAUCUGUUUGGACAGACCGGACAAACACACGGACGCCAUCCGUCCAUCGGACCCGAAUCCCUGUAACCAUGGCAACGUUCCCAGCCGCGCGCCACUGUGUGGGGCUCGUGCUACUGUGUGUCCAGGUUCGGCUGCUGGAGAGCAAAUCAGCGCGAAACUCUACAGGUGAUGACGUUCUGCUGCCAUACGCUGAGGGCCACGGCCCCUCCCACUCUCAUCGCCACGUCAGGGACUGUCCUUCUCUGGCCCGUGGCAGGAUGCCAUAUGAGACCUGGCCUUCCAAUAGCCACGAUACGCUCCCAGUGGCCAAGUCCAGUGUGUUCAUAUUAGACAUGCCAGGCAGGCUGGGCCGGCCCCGCUGGAUCUAUGGUCACAUGACGGUGGUUCAUGACCCGCUGAGGACCUUGUCGGUGUUGGAGCCUGGCGGCCCAGGCGGCUGCGAGAAAAGCCAGCUGGCGACAGUGGAGGAGACGGCCAUCGCUGCUGGGUGUCUGUACGCCCAGAAUGCCGGCUUCUUCGACACCACUCGCGGCCUGUGUCUGGGCAACGUGGUGAGCGAUGGCAGGAUGGUGAGGGACAGCGGGGGGGUGCAAAACGCCCAGUUUGGCAUCAGGAAGGAUGGCAGCCUGGUGUUUGGGUAUCUGUCACAGGAGGAUGUUUUGGACCGGUCCAACCCGUUCGUCCAGCUGGUCAGCGGCGUGGUGUGGCUGUUGAGGAACGGCGAGGUUUACAUCAACCAAAGCCUGAAGGUCGAAUGUGACAGGCUGGUAGACCAGGAUGUGUUCCGCGAUUUUGUGGACUUGCUGUCAGCGAGGACGGUGGUGGGUCACGAUGCCAGUGGCAACCUGGUCCUGUUUCAUGUGGAAGGACGGACUGAAAAAAGAGGUAUGAAUCUUUGGGAGGUGGCAGAGUUCCUGAAGAAAAACGGGGUCAUCAAUGCUAUCAAUCUGGACGGAGGCGGGUCUUCCAACUUUGUGAUCAAUGGCACGUUGGCCAGCUACCCGACUGACCUAUGUGAAUCAGACAGCAGGUGGCGCUGCGGCCGGCGUGUAUCCACCAUCCUGUGCGUUCACCAGCGGCGCUGCCGGCCGGCAAACUGCAGCGGACACGGAGACUGCGUGGACGGACGCUGUCAGUGCCGGGAGGGCUGGCGGGGCGCCGCCUGCGACUCUCUGGUGUGUCAGCCGCCAGCCUGCGGCCCCCACGGAGUCUGCACCGCCAAUGGCUGUGUCUGUGCUGCUGGAUGGACAGGAAGAAACUGCAGCCAAGAAUGCUCGCCAGGUCACUAUGGUGACGGCUGCAGACACACCUGCAUAUGCUUUAAUGGAGCUCUGUGUAACCACGUCAACGGACGCUGCAUGUGUCCCCCUGGUUUCCAUGGCAACUUCUGUGAACAAGCGUGUCCUCCUGGCCUCUACGGUCUGUCCUGUGCCGAGAGGUGUCACUGUGAUGACCAGUGUCCAUGUGACCCGCUGACAGGAAGCUGUGCCUCCACCAGUGACGGCAGACUAAACAGAGCAGGUCAGUGUUUGGCUGAACGCAUGUUUACAUUAUGGAGACAACAGGAAGAGGCUGACAGAGACGAACCUUAUCUCACAGAACAAACAUGGCUGAUAAUCACCGUCGCGCUCUCCUCUCUGCUGUUGGUCCGACCGGUGGGUCAACUCAUGCGGGCGAGUCGGAAGUGGAUUCUUUUCGGUUAUUCCUACACGCACAUUCCACUCAGCGGCAUCAACAGCUUGACCCAACUACAGUGAGUCCAUAAAAGCAUCAGAAACACAAACAUCUGGGAGAAAGAUCCAGCCAAUUAAACAUCAGGAAGACUUUUAUGUGCUGAGCAACAAAAGUGUACAAUCCAGCGACAGGAAGCACCCGGAGGAAAGUUUCAGAAGAUACAACAAUCCAGAGGUGUGGACUGGAAUCACAUGACUUGGACUCAAGUCGUGGAUCUGAACACUCCAGUGUUUUCAUCACACUGGAGAAGCAGAGAGGUUUCUAACUCCUGUCGAAGAUAUUAAACUCAACGCUACAGCAGCCCUUCACGCUGCGUCACAGAGACACCAUCAAAAAGAGGCUGAGGGGCAGGUUAUGUUUUCUGAAAGCAGAGCUGCUCUCAGACUCAUUUAAACUUCUGGAUGAGAUGUUCCUGGAGCCUCAGACUGCUGUGCAGCUGUAAUAUAAAGAGAACAGGUAUUGGGUUGGAUUUGGUGUCACGGAGGAGCAGCAGUCUCUUUUCUUUGAAUCUAAUGUUGAUUUUUUUUAUAGGAUGUGAGGAAUCAAAGAGGCAUCCAGGACUUAUUCCUGUGUCUUUAUUCCAGUGUCACCAGUACCACACUGGUAGGAUUUCCACCUUGUUGCUAUCUCUGUAAAUUAAACCUUUGAACUGGAAGUCUUUUUACCUCUCAGUGGUUGUAGAGAUUUUUUCAGAAGGAACUAUUGACGUGAAGUUGUCUGACUCUGCACUGAGCUCCAUGGACUGAUUGAGUAUGAAAUGAUGCAUCAGACUGUUUUUACUACAUGUGUUUACAUUCCAGAACACUUCAUAUGAAUAUGUUUUAUAUUAUUUCAGUUAUUUGAGUUUGAUUGUAAUGAUGUGUCAUUGUUUUGUUUUUAUAUUUAUAUGUAUUGUUUAAAAUCAAAGACACUGGUGACUGUUCUCUUAUUGACAUUUUCUGUCCUCAUUCCGUUUAUUUGCCGUCAUGUCAGCACAGGUAGGACAGGUGAUGCGGCCACGCGCUGACAAAUAGUCAAGAGUCGGUGACAGUCAUGUGACCGUACUGCGUGAAGUUACUACAUUGCUGUAUAAAUACCGGAAGAGGAUGGUGGGUGUUUCAAAAUUAAAGUUUAACAUUGAAGGAUAUUGUCCGAUCAAUUCGUUGCUAUGAUUGAACAAAAAUAAAUGCAAUCUUAUUUCCUGUCCGAUUCUUUUUUUUCUUUUUUUCCCCAUGGGGCUCUUUUUAUGCUUCAUUUUCACAUUACUGUUAUCUGUGACAUAAAGUUGAUUCAUUUAGUGGUUACAGUUGUACUGAGGAAGCCAGAAGUUGCUGCAUGUAUUCUCUAAGCAUAGAGUUGACUGAUCAUUGUGCAGGCAAUGUGUGCUGAUAUUGUUGUUAAUGAUG